Messenger RNA from Prorocentrum cordatum, 957 nucleotides. Lineage: Eukaryota; Dinophyceae; Prorocentrales; Prorocentraceae. The record is from the annotation of a GenBank genome assembly.
GCGCAGGCGGCCGCCCCUUUCUCCCCCCCCCCGCGCCGCGCGGCGCGGGCGGCGCGCCCGCCGCGCUCCCUGGGCCGAGCCGCCCCCGCCGCUCGCGGAUGGAGGGCGGCUCGUCGCCGCUGGGCCAGUUCGUGAUCCUCGCCCAGGGCGCGCAGGGCAAGGCCUGCGAGGCGCUGGUGAGACAGGCGCUGGACCACUCUGGCGUGUUUGUCUUUGGGGAGCUCCUCGACUGCGCCAACGUGAAGGCCCUGGAGGGCUCCCCGGACGGCGCCAAGCUGCUGGAGCUGCUGCGGAUCUUCGCGUACGGCACAUAUCCGGACUACAAGGCCCGGAGCGCGACCCUGCCGGAGCUGACGGCCGCGCAGCGCCGGAAGCUGCAGCUGCUGACGGUCGUCUCCCUCGCGACGAAGGACAAGUACAUCCAGUUCGCGGACCUCCAGGCGGCCCUGGGCGUGGACAGCCCGCGGGAGCUGGAGGACCUUAUCAUAGACGCCGUCUACCAGGGCCUCGUUGUCGGGAAGAUGGAUCAGGAGGGUGGGUGCCUCAUCGUGGAGUCCUGCGCGUGCCGGGACUGCCGCGAUCAGGACAUCGACUACAUCAUCGAAACGCUGGCCGGGUGGCACGACAACGCGCAGAAGAUGCUAGGCGCGCUGGACGGCAUGGUGCAGUAUUCUCACAGCAGCUACGAGAAGCACACUGCCGCCCAGGAGGAGCUGGAGAAGCUCGUGAAGUCCACGCGGGAGCGCCUCGAGGAGGGCGCCACCGGAGUCCGGCCGGGCGGCGACGGAGGCGGCGGCUGCACGAGGAUGUCCACGGACGACGCGGACGAGGAGUCGAAGAGGGCGAAGAGCACGCGCGGGCGCUGGAUGGGCGGGAGGCACUGAGGCAUCCGCCGGGGGCCGCGCCGUGCGCGUGCGCCGAAGGCCGCGCGCAGGUGCGAGCUGCGAGCAGGGGGUG